AUGCCUUCCAACGGCCUCAACUACCCCCUCCUCGCCAUUCCAGCCUACUACGUCUUCUCCCUCAUACCCCACGGCUACGCAGGCAGCCUGCUUUCAUCGAACGGCUACAAAGUCAACAAUGCGAACCCCAAGGCCUCCUUGUCCCCAGACGCUGUGAAGGGGAAGGUGCCGGAUGCAGUCUUCCAGAAAUACCAACGUGCCGAGAACGCACACGCAAACAACAUGGAGCAACUACCUCUCUUCGCCGCUGCAGUACUUGCGAGUAUCCUUGCUGAGCGCACGACAGCCGUGGGGCUGGGACGUGAAGUAGUGUCUGGCGAUGCAACGGGCCUGACUACGUUUGUGGGGGCGUGGUUUGCGGUUAGGACAGCGUACGUAGUGUCGUAUGUGCAGAUUGCGGAUCAUGCGACGAGUUUUGUGAGGAGUAGCUUUUGGGCGGUUGGAAGUGGGUUGGCUGGGUAUCAGAUUUAUAAGGCAGCGGCGUUGUUAGGGUAA
Messenger RNA from Bipolaris oryzae ATCC 44560, 495 nucleotides. RefSeq lists its product as uncharacterized. The coding region runs from base 1 to 495 and encodes 164 amino acids. NCBI's taxonomy places the organism in Eukaryota, Fungi, Ascomycota, Dothideomycetes, Pleosporales, Pleosporaceae. The transcript is spliced from 2 exons. Gene Ontology annotation, cellular component: membrane. The record is from RefSeq and is a predicted model, not a curated record.